AUGAAUGGAGGCACUGGCGUUCAGCCACUAUCGACCACGAUCAUGGGUACGGCUUAUUAUUUUCUUGUCGAGUUUUCUGAACUCCUGGAGAAAUAUAUAAGCAGGCAAAGUUGCCAAUCAGCAAACAGUGAUGAUGAUGAUGAUGAUGAUGAUGAUGAUGAUGAUGAUGAUGAUGAUGAGACGAUAAUGAUGAUGAUGAUGAUGAUGAUGAUGAUGAUGAUGAUGAUGAUGAUGGUUAAUGAUGAUGAUGAUGAUGAUGAUGAUGAUGAUGAUGAUGAUGAUGAUGAUCGAUGA
Molecule: messenger RNA, 294 nt
Organism: Dibothriocephalus latus
Lineage: Eukaryota; Metazoa; Platyhelminthes; Cestoda; Diphyllobothriidea; Diphyllobothriidae
Source: the annotation of a GenBank genome assembly